Messenger RNA from Perca fluviatilis (European perch), 3006 nucleotides. RefSeq lists its product as uncharacterized. The coding region runs from base 1 to 2727 and encodes 908 amino acids. The transcript has 10 exons. The record is from RefSeq and is a predicted model, not a curated record. Lineage: Eukaryota; Metazoa; Chordata; Actinopteri; Perciformes; Percidae. Gene Ontology annotation, molecular function: zinc ion binding.
AUGAAGGUCCACUUAUUUGGAGCAGCCUCGUCUCCUGGCUGUGCCAACUUCAGCCAGAAACAUCUGGCAGGACAAGGACAAGGUCAGUUUAGUGAAGACUCAAUACGCUUCAUUCAAAGAAAUUUCUACAUCGAUGAUGGUCUUACAAGUGUCCAAACUGAGAAGGAAGCCAUCCAGCUUGUCAAAGAAUCAAGAGACCUUUGCUCCACUGGCAAGCUAAGACUCCACAAGUUUGUUUCCAACAGUGAUAAAGUGAUGGCAUCUAUCCCAGAAGAAGAACGUGCCACAAUUAAAGAUCUAGACAUGGCCUUGAGUUCACUGCACAUGGAGAGAGCUCUAGGAGUAGAGUGGUGCAUCACAUCAGACUCAUUCAAGUUCAGAGUUCAACAAGAAAACCACUUGUGUCUGCCAGUGCUUCGAGGGAAUUACACCCAUUUAAAAGUGAAGCUCUCCACUAAAGAGGAGGUGGAGAAAUGGCUUGAGGAGUUUCAAAAUUCUUCCACUUUAACAUGGAGGAAUGCCAGAACAUAUCCAGCGUCAGGGCGAUACAAUGUGUAUAGAGUUGAUCUCAGAUGCCAGCAUAAAACCUAUGCAUCUGGCAAAUACUCAAGAAACACCAACUGCCCUGCCACACUGUUUCUUGUCCUCAAAAGAAGCAUGGAGGAUAGGAGGUCAAGAUCGUCAGAUCGACACAUGGCAGAGGGUUACCUCCUAUAUGUCAACUUGAGGAAUGAGCACAACCAUCGCCUUGCUUGCGCCGAUGCCCUGAGGAAAAGGGAUGUGUCAGCCGUCACCAUUGAAAGGCUGACUGAGCUCUUUGAGAAAGGUCAUUCUCCCUCAUCUGCUCUCGAUACCAUCAAAUAUGACCUGCAGGAGGAAGAGGGAGAAGAGUACCUCUAUGCAGCAGCAGACCGCGCCAUCUCCCCAGACGUCCAGUUCUGCUACAGGUUAUACUACAAAAUAUUCCAGAAAUCAUAUGGUGCCCCUUCUGGAGAAAAGAUGGUCAUAGACCUCGAAGACCGCCUUGCCAGGUAUAACAAAGAACAGGGCUGUGUCUGUGCUCAGAUAGAACAAACCAUCGAUGGCCAGCAGAUUGUGGCGAUUUGCACACCUGUAAUGCAGCGGGUCCACACAAGAGUACAACAGAGUGGAGAGAUGAUCUUUGUGGAUUCCUCGGGGAAUUGUGACAGGCAAAACCACCGCCUUUUUCUCUUUCUAACCCACUCUGCUGCAGGGGGACUGCCUCUUGGUGUGCUGAUCACCACAUCAGAGAGUGCAGCCACUCUAACAGCUGGGAUCUCCCAGCUUAAACGGCUUCUCCCACCUGGGGCUUUCUUUGGGCGCGAAGACCAUGGUCCACAGGCAGCCAUGACAGAUGACUGUUCAGCUCUGCGACAGGCACUUGCCACUGUCUACCCUGGAGCAAGCAUACUUUUGUGCACCUUUCAUCUGCUCCAGGCGAUGUGGAGAUGGCUGUGGAACAGCCAUAAUGGCAUAAAAAAAGAACGCCCACAGCUGCUAAAUGGAUUCAGAGGUCUUGUGUAUGCCAGAACAGCGGAAGAGCUGUCUGCAGCCUAUGCCACGCUGUCUGCAGAUCCCCUGGCAUCAAAACACAAGAACUUUAUGAAACACUUGCUGGAGGUGUAUGGGAGGCGGCAGGAGUGGGCACUAUGCUUGCGGGUCCAUUUGCUAACCCGUGGCAACAACACCAACAACUAUGUUGAAAGUGCAAUGAAGAUUGUCAAAGACAAGGUCCUUCACAGGUUGAAGGCAUACAUCCUGACCCAGCUCGUGGACUUUAUAGCCACUCGGUUUGAGGCAUACUACAUCCGCCGCCUCACUGAUUUCGCCAACAACCGGGUGAAAAACCUUACAGCCCCCAAGUGUGAUGAUGUGGACUGCCAGAAAAUUGUCCGGGACGAUGAAGUCAAUUUUACGGUGCCCAGUGCAUCAACUGGUGGUUGGUACCACGUCAAUACAGGACUGAGCUGCUGCACCUGCCCUGUUGGCAAGACUGGCGCACCUUGCAAGCACCAGAGUGCAGUGGUGCAAACAUUUGGUGUGAGUGAGACACUCCCACUAACAAGCACACCUCAUCUCAGGAAGCUCUUCUAUGAAAUUGCUUCAGGAGGGACCACUCCAGAUGACUGGUUUGAAAGCUUGAUUUAUGAACAGCCUGUGGAGCCAAAGUCAGUGUUGGAAGAGUGCAUGGAUGGAGAAUCUCUUGCUCCAGCACCGAAGAUCAUCUCAGAUGACCACCGGUCCAGUGAAGAGGAGGCUGUCGACACAUCAGCUGGGCCCAGCACAGGGACAGAGUCUUUGGAGAGGGAGCUGGAUGGCAUUUUGGGGAUCCUCAAAAGAAAACUAGUAGAGGACACAACAUUCAAGGCACCUCUUCAGUCAUUUGUGGACAAUUUUGAAAAAAUGAAAACGGACAGUGCUGUCCAGUCAUCUUUGUUCUCCUAUGGAAAGACCAGCUGUGUGCCUACUAGGAUCCGUGCCACACCAAGGGGAUUUCUGCAAACGACCACUAAGAUUGGUGUGCAACCAACGGCGGUGUCACGCCGAAAGGCAGCUUUGGGGGGAAGAAGAGCUCUGGGAGCUGGCAGACCUCCAAAGAGCUCCAGGAAAGACCACCCUUACACAAAGUGCAGAAGAGCAAAAGCUGUGCCACACAGCCUGUCCCAUUGUGUGCAGGAGAACACCUCCCUGGGGAAAACCCACUAGGUGCACACACGCACCCUACCUAAAGUCCAUAACAGUUCUCUUAAUCAGUUAUUGAUAAAUUCCACCUCAAUCAGUUUGUUUUGUUUCAGUUCAAUCAGUUCAUGGUUCUAUUGUUAAUUUUUACAAAACCUGAACUAAUACAAAUACUUGUAGGCUAUAUGAUUAUUUUUUUUGUAUUUAGUAUUUGUAUUUACAUUUGAUGUGAGUUCAGCUACAAGUGUGUAGUACAGGGGUCAUCAACUACAUUUUUCCAAGGGCCAGAAUUUUUCUAAGCAAACA